CUCCGUGUCGCUAAAAGUAUCGGGAGAGGGAUGGAGAGCGCAGCGUCCCAGGCUCCCCGGGGAGGAGAAGCACGCGGGGCUGGGCGGGGCCCGCCUCCAGUGCUUGAGUGUCGAGUGCGGGGGGGCACGAUCUCCGCUCUCCCGGGCGCCCCAGCCCCAGCGCACGCCUCCGCUUCCGCGCCCCCCUCCGCAGGCGCGCGCGAGGCGCACUCCCCCUCCCUCGGCGGCGCGGGGCGCGCGCCCGGCCCCCCCCCUCCUCCCCUCCGCGCCUCUCGGCUCUCCCGGCAGAAAGUUAGCAGCGGGGAAGGAACUCGGGGCUGCAACAGCGCGCGGCGGCGGCGGCAGAGGCUGAAGCAGGAGCCGCGGCGGAGCCGGGGAAGCGGGGGCGCUGCAGACGGAGCAGGUGCAGCCGGCGGGUCCGCGCGCCCCCCUCGGUCCCCUUGACAGAGGCUGAGGGGGGGUGGUGGGGGGCCGCCCGGACUCCGCGGGAAGAGUGGGGAGGGGGGCCAUGCGGCCGGGCUCCCCCCCGGCGCAGCGGGACAGCGGCCAGGGCCGGGGGCGCAGCGGCGUCGCUUCAUGCAGCCGGGGCGGCUGGGCAGCGGCGGCGGCGGCGGCGGCGGCGGCGGGGGCGGCGGCUGAAACCAUGUCCGGGCAGCGCCGGGGGCCGCCGCCGCCGCCGCCGCGAGCCGGGAGCCGCGAUGGCCCCGUGGCCCGCACCUCCUCCGCCUCCGCCUCCGCCUCCACCUCUCGCCGCGCCGCCGCCGCCCGGCGUCUCUGCUAAGGGGCCGCCGGCGCGCAAGCUGCUUUUUAUGUGCACCUUGUCCCUGUCCGUCACCUACCUGUGCUACAGCCUCCUGGGCGGCUCGGGCUCCCUGCAGUUCCCCCUGGCGCUGCAGGAGCCGCCGGGCGCCGCCGCCGAGCCCCCACCGAGCCCGCCGCCACCCUCUCUGCCGCCUCCCCCCGUGCGCCUCGGCGCCCCCUCGCAGCCGCCCGCGCCGCCGCCGCCGGACAACGCGAGCCGCGGGGAGCCGCCCGAGCCCCCCAAACGGCCCGCCGCCCCCGGGGCCGACGGCUGGGGGCUGGCGAGCGGCGGCGGGGGCGCCCGGGACGCCUGGCUCCGGACCCCGCUGGCCCCCGGCGAGAUGAUCACGGCGCAGAGCGCGCCGCUGGAGAGGGAAGCGCAGGAGUCCAGCACCACCGACGAGGAGCUCGCAGGCCGGAGAGCGGCCAACGGGAGCAGCGAGAGGGGCGGCGCCGCGAGCACCCCGGACUAUGGGGAGAAGAAGCUGCCACAGGCGCUUAUCAUUGGGGUCAAGAAAGGAGGGACCCGCGCGCUGCUGGAGGCGAUCCGAGUCCACCCGGACGUGCGGGCGGUGGGCGUUGAGCCGCACUUCUUCGACAGGAACUACGAAAAGGGGCUGGAGUGGUACAGAUUGGAGCUUCUGGCUUGUGAAAUGUUCACCUCUCUCCUUUUCCACCCUCUGCCCGUGGUGAGAGAAAGGGAGAAGAGGAGUAGAAAGUUCGGUGCAGCCCAGACCCUUCAAAUAUUCAGUAGCCCCCAAGAUUCCUGCAAUGGUUCUGUUGAAGAGCAUCACCUCCGAGCCAGAUCGACCCAGCUGCUGCUUUUCUCUGAAGCGACGGCAAGGAGAGGAGCCUGGCCUAAGGUGACUGCAUUGGAGUUCGUCUACUUCUUCCUCCAAUCCUGGAUAGCUGGGCUGUUCCCAAUUUUUGCUGUGAUACAGGCUUCCGUCUUACGGUCAGAACGAUCCUCUGGCACUGAUGAAGUAUUUGCUGAAUUCACUUAUUAAUUUCCCAAAUGCGUCAAUUAGAAGACAUCCUUUAUCCCAGCACAAACACAUUCAAAAUGAAGUCAUCAUUUGGUCCUACGCAUGGCCUCUUUUACUGCCAGACUGCAGAUCCCCAGUCACUCCCAAAGGAAAUCCAGGCAGUCUUUGCUUAAUACCAUGGAGAGACUUCACCAGCAUGUUCUGCUGCCAGGCACGGUUCUGCGGUUCAAGAAACUCUCAUUUCUCGUGCAUCGAUUUUGAAGGUGAUGGUAUAGACAACCUGUCGAGAGAGCUUGCAACAUCCAGAUGUUUCAUCCUCCUCCAAUUACGGGAGGCUUUGGGGUUGUAAAAUUACAGUGAAGAUAUGGAGGGACACAGGAUGAACACCUGCCAUGUAGAUGGACCAUAUUGUCCUGGGUUGAGGUCAUAUUUCCUGGUUGGUAAUAACAGAUUGAUAAUGCAGUCCCGCUGCACUGUUGCUUUAUGAGAGAUCUGUCUUGGCAAAGUCUCAGGGAAAGCAAGUGGGAGUUGAAAGGGCUGAUGUAAAGGAGAAGGAUUAGUUCUGUUCUUGUGUGCUUUCGGCAACCAGAAUAAUCCUUUGUCCUCAUUGCUAUCUGGGCUGUUAGCCUAGAGCAUUUUUUCAUUCAACCAGUUUUACUGAGCAUCAAGCUUAUAUCAGAGACGGUGCUAAUGCUGGUGAUACAAAGAAAAGGGCAGGGGGGAAUAAAAGACCUGGUAAUUGCCUUCAGGAAAUAGACAAUUUAGUAGCAGAGACAGAGACUAAUAAAGUUUCAUGAAGAAGUGUGAAAUUACAACUAUGUGAGUGAAAUGAAAGAGAAAUGCAUGGUGCUCAGGACAUUCAGCACAGGAACAAUUACCAAAAGCUCCGGAAAGGCUUCUAGAAGGAAGUGACAAUAAAGCUGAGAGUUAAGUAGGCAAAGAGUUAGUGAACGAGCAUUUCCAGCGGCAAGAGAAGCAUGUGUAAAGGUCCUAGGGCCAAAAAAAGGAGUAGUGCAUAUUCAAGAAACUGAAAGAAGGCCAGUGUGUUUGGAAGGUCAGUGUCGGGAAGUACUGUACAGUAUGUGACUGGGGAGCCUUCGGGGUCCAGACAGAAGGUAUUUGGAUGAUGUUAAGGAUUUGUGGUCUUACCCUAAGAACAAAAGAAAGCCACUGAUGAAUGUUAAGUGUAUGUGUGGUAAUGGGGGACAGAGGUAGUGACUCAGUUUGUGUUUUGAAAAAAUGACUCUGAUUGCAAUGUAGAAAAUAGAAGUUGUAUUAUUUCAUGUCUUUGCAUGGAAGCAUUUGAAGACUCUUCAUUACUCUCGGGAUGAAAUUAAAAGUCUUUAACAUCAUUUCUAGGAUAUUUCCCCAUAUGGCUAACGUCAACUUUAAAACCUCAUUUCCGCAAUCCAAAGGAGCCAGCUAUUGCUAGGAUAAUGCUGUGUAACAAACAGUCCCUGAAGCCCAGUGUCUUACAACGACAAGCGUUGUUUUCUCCUUCAUGAGUCUGAGGCAGCUCUGCUUCAGCCUCCAAAUCAGAUUCAGGUCUGGUCUACUUGCCCAUCCGUCUGAGAUUCAUGCAGCUAUGUGAAUCAUGCUUUUUCCAUAAUAAAUCACAAGAGUAUGAGAGGCCAGCAAAACCCCAAAAAGCAAAUUUAAAGUCUCUGCACCUGGCACCUCUAAUAGCAUUUCAUUGUCUAGAGCAGGCCCACAUCAGUGUGGUGGGAAGGAUAGCUCUUCUUUGAAGGGGCAGGCAUAGGGAAAAAGGGCAUCAAAGGAAGGAAUGAAGACCAUACUUGCUCUUACUUCAUUGUAGCUAUCCAGGUGGUCGAGUGUAACACUGAAGAAUACAGGUUUGGAGGCAAGGCUUUGUUACUUUGAAACCUGGCUUUGAAACUUCCCAGCUGUGUGAGUCUGGUUAAGUUAGGAUCCUCCUUUUGCAUCAGUUACCUCAUCUGUGCAAAGAAAAUUAACAACAAUAAUUAUAAUAGUAUAAUAACACUUACCUACGUCAGGAGGACUUAGUUAAGUGCUCAGAGAAGUUAUUAGGUGUUAUUAACAUAGAUUCAUCUCUUGGGGUCCCUGGGUGGCUGAGUCGUUAAGCGUCUGCCUUCGGCUCAGGUCAUGAUCCCAGGGUCCUGGGAUCGAGCCCCGCAUCGGGCUCCCUGCUUGGUGGGAAGCCUGCUUCUCCAUCUCCCACUCCCCCUGCUGUGUUCCCUGUCUCGCUGUCUCUCUCUCUCUGUCAAAUAAAUAAAUAAAUAAAUCUUAAAAAAAAACACAUAGAUUCAUCUCUUAUUCAAAAUUAGUCAUGUUUUGAAAUUUAGAAAUAUUAUAAUUAUUAAAUUUUAGGGGCACCUGGGUGGCUUAGUUGGUUAAGUGUCUGACUUUGGCUCAGUUGAUGAUCUCCAGCUCCUGGGAUCGAGUCCUGCAUUGGGCUCCCUGCUCAGUGGGGAGUCUGCUUCUCCCUCUCCCUCUGCCCACCCCCCCCCACUUGUGCUCUCUCUCACUCUCAAAUAAAUAAAAUCUAAAAAAAAAGAAUUACUAAAUUUUAGAAAGGCGGUGUGAUACAGCUUACAGUACAUAACUUCCCCCAUGGGUUCUGGGACAAUAAGCUAUCAUCAAACUCUUGUCUUUUCUGCCACGAAGCACCAUCAUUCACACAAGGCGGGAACAAUGAUAAAAUGAUACACGCUCGUAUAUCAGAUCACCAUUCUGGUUUUCAGGGCAUUGUGGAUUUUAGGAUUGUGAGUAAAGGAUGCCGGCUGGUGUUAGCUUUGAAAUGUGGCGGGUCAGUGGGUCUUCACGUGUGCGAGCCACACUCUUGUCUUGAAGUGCCCUUCCCGACCCUCUCCGGGUAUAAACUCUCGUCGUGGCCUGAUCCCAAAUGUCACCUCGUUUUUGUUUU
Molecule: messenger RNA, 4692 nt
Organism: Mirounga angustirostris (Northern elephant seal)
Lineage: Eukaryota; Metazoa; Chordata; Mammalia; Carnivora; Phocidae
Gene: HS3ST4
Product: heparan sulfate-glucosamine 3-sulfotransferase 4
Exons: 5
Coding region: 699-1808 (369 amino acids)
Molecular function (GO): [heparan sulfate]-glucosamine 3-sulfotransferase activity
Source: RefSeq, a predicted model, not a curated record